Lactuca sativa (garden lettuce) is the source of this 1311-nucleotide messenger RNA. RefSeq lists its product as uncharacterized. The record is from RefSeq and is a predicted model, not a curated record. Lineage: Eukaryota; Viridiplantae; Streptophyta; Magnoliopsida; Asterales; Asteraceae.
AUGGAUAAGUCUUGGAUGGGAGCAUACAGAACAUCAGAAACCUAUGUAAAAGGUGUUGCAGAAUUUAUCAAAUAUGCAGUGCGCAAUUACAAGAUUUCUAAACAUAUGGAUCCUGCAGAUACCAAAAAAAAGAUAAGAAUUCCCUGUCCAUGUGUUAAGUGUGUAAACCACAUAUGUCAUUCGGUGGAUGUGGUAGAUGAUCAUCUAUUCAGAAAUGGAAUUGAUCAAACAUACACAAAUUGGAAUAAGCAUGGAGAAACAGAAGAACCACCAAGAAGUUAUGUAUAUGAACAUAAUUUUGACAUGGAUACGUCAAAUGUUGUAGAUUCCACGAACAUGAACAUAGAAAUGCCAACAGAUGCUGCAGAAACUCUAGAGAUGGUUGAAGAUGUAGAAGAAAAUUUUAUUGGGAACCCUGAUAAGUUUAGAGAACCGAUAGAGGAUGCCGAGAAGCCCCUAUACACAGGGUGUCUUAAUUUCACAAAGUUAUCUGCAAUCAUUCAACUACUCAACUUGAAGAAAGGAAACGAAAUGUAUAGUAGUACAUAUGAGGCAAAAAAAGCAUUUAAGGCAAUGGGUUCAGGGUAUACUAAGAUACAUGCCUGUGUCAACAAUUGUAUACUUUACAGAAAAGAAUACACAGAUUUGGUAGCAUGUCCUACUUGUGGUAAAUCAAGAUGGAAGGUUGAUGAACAAAAAAAUAAAAUUUACAACAAUAUUCCUGCAAAAUGUUUGUGGUACUUUCCAAUUAUUCCGCGCUUCAAGCGUCUUUUCCAGUCUAAGACAACUACAAAAUAUUUAGCAUGGCACACAACAGAAAGAAUGGUGGAUGUUGGAGCUUUAAGUCACCCAGCUGAUUCACCAGCAUGGGCUGCCAUUGAUGACAAAUAUCCUGAUUUUGCUAGCGAACCAAGGAAUUUGCGACUAGGCAUUUCGGCGGACGGGGUUGAUGUGAACAGAGGAAAUAGGAGUCAUAGUGUUUGGCAUGUUUUAACUGUCAUUUACAACCUUCCACCAUGGUUGUGUAUGAAGAGAAAGUUCAUCAUGCUUUCGUUAUUGAUUUUGGGAACACCAAGAAACGAUAUUGAUGUGUUCCUAGCACUUUUUGUUGAUGAUCUGCAAUUAUUAUUUGAUUUUGGAGUUGAAACAUACGAUGUAUAUGCACAAGAGCAUUUUAAACUACACGUAGUUGUGUUAUGGACUAUUAAUGAUUAUCCUGCUUUAGGUACAUUGAGUGGCUGCCCAUACAACGGUUUUCAAGGUUGUGUUGUGUGUGGUGAAGAGACACACUGCAUUAGACUCCUUGAAUAG